GUGGGGAGGUGCUUUGGAAAUCCAGCGUGUUCCUGCAGCUGAUCUCUCCCCCCUCCCUCUCCGUUUCCUGCAGCUCAAUGGAUAAAACAGCAUGCUCUGAACAGGCACACUGCCUUCACAACAGGACCCUCACCAGGAAGAACACGGAUGCCCAAAGAGGGAGGAAGCUUUUCAACUGCACAUGCUUAUGUCCUCUUAUCAAGACAUUUGAGUAAAGAGAGAGGAGCGCUGUAUAAGGAGGGGGAAAAUACUUCUCGAUGGCUAAACCUGGGUUACGGAUCUGACAGCAGCUGAGAGAGAUCUGCAUGGAACAGUCUGCAACUUUUUAACCACGUUUGGGAUAUAAGGAGAACUUGGGAUUCUUUGCCCAGACUUACCCAUGUCAGUGAGGUACUGACAGACGGUUGCAAGGGGCAAUCUAGAUAACCUGAGCUGUUUAACAACACCCACCCUGCUGACUAUUAGACAAGAGAAAAUGUGGCUGCCUGUUUGUUUUUCUGUGAGCUGCAGUCUUCUUCUAGUUUCAGGAUACAACUCAUUUCGGAAAAGCAUAGAGACCCUAGGCAAGAAACAAUAUCAAGUCCAACAUGGAUUGUGUAGCUAUACUUUUCUCCUGCCUGAGAUGGACAACUGUCGAUCGGCUUCAACUUCCUAUGUCUCAAAUGCAGUCCAGAGGGAUGCACCCUUAGAUUAUGAUGAUUCCGUACAAAGGCUUCAGCUUCUUGAAAACAUCCUGGAAAACAACACUCAAUGGCUAAUGAAGCUUGAAAAUUAUAUCCAAGAUAACAUGAAAAAAGAAAUGGUAGAAAUCCAGCAGAAUGCAGUGCAAAACCAGACAGCGGUAAUGAUUGAAAUAGGCACAAACCUUUUAAAUCAAACAGCAGAACAAACCCGGAAAUUAACAGAUGUUGAAGCACAUGUAUUGAAUCAAACAUCAAGACUUGAACUUCAACUUCUAAAACAUUCACUUUCAACCAACAAACUUGAAAUGCAGAUUUCAGAUCAGACCAGUGAGAUUGGUAAACUGCAAGAAAAAAACAGCUUUUUAGAAAAAAAAGUCCUUGAAAUGGAAGACAAGCACACAGUCCAGCUACAGUCAAUAAAAGUCGAAAAAGAUAAGCUCCAGUCGCUAGUUUCCAGGCAGAACUCCAUCAUUGAAGAACUGCAGCAACAGCUGGUCACUGCCACAGCUAACAACUCUCUUCUGCAAAAACAGCAGCAUGAUUUGAGGGAGACUGUGCAGAACCUGUUUUCCAUUGUUUCUACACCAAAUCCAUCCAAGAAUGCUUUGGUGGCUGGAGAUGAACAGAUCAAUUUCAAGGACUGUACUGAAGCCUUCAAAUCAGGACUUACAACCAGCGGCAUCUAUACAUUAACAGUGCCUAAUACAGGAGAGGAGAAAAAGGCAUAUUGUGAUAUGGAAAACAGUGGAGGAGGCUGGACAAUAAUUCAGCGGCGCUCAGACGGCAGUGUAGACUUUGACCGAACCUGGGAAGAGUACAAAACGGGAUUUGGGAAUCCUUCUGCAGAACACUGGCUGGGAAAUGAGUUGGUGUAUCAACUAACCAACCAGAAGCAGUAUGCUCUUAAAAUAUACUUGAAAGACUGGGAAGGAAAUGAGGCAUAUUCCUUAUACGAACAUUUUUAUCUAGCAAAUGAAGAACAAAAAUACAGGAUCAACCUUAAAGGACUUACGGGCACAGCCGGCAAAAUAAGCAGCAUAAGCCAGCCAGGAAAUGGUUUUAGCACAAAGGAUGCAGACAAUGACAAAUGUAUCUGCAAAUGUUCACAAAUGUUAACAGGAGGAUGGUGGUUUGAUGCAUGUGGUCCGUCCAAUCUGAAUGGAGUGUACUUUCCAAUGCGACAGAACACAAACAGAUUUAAAGGAAUUAAGUGGUACUACUGGAAAGGAGCAGGCUAUUCUCUCAAGGCCACAGUUAUGAUGAUCCGACCAGCAGAUUUCUAAUAAGAAAUUGCACUUUGUAUAAAAUGCUUAGUGAAGAAAUACAACAUACGUCCACCUGGCAAAUAUUCAAACUUCAAAUAGCCAGAGACUGCUCAUCCUGCCUAGACAAAACGCAUAAGUACACUGCAGGAAUUGACUUCAGUCCUGAAUGAAAAGCAACAGAAGUUCAGCAGCUAGAGAUAUAUUAUGGAAUAAUGAUUUGGCAAAACGAAGGCAAUAGAUGGAUAUUUCCCAAGUUUAAGGACAACAAUGUCUUGAACAUUUAUAGCAUGUGUGCAUAACUGGAACUAUGAAGCACAUCUAAGUGCAUCAAAUAAAAUUACUAAGCUUAAGAAGUAAGAUUUUAUGCUUUCUUGCCAAACUCUAAAAUGAAGACACUCCAAUGUAAACUCUAGCCUACUCUUUUCUCUUGCCAUAGUUGUAAGUAUGUAGAUAAUGUGGUGUUUUGUAAUUAACUCCUGUAUUCAGAAUCUUAUUAUUAGUCAUCACACAUUCAGGGAUAUUUGGUAGCACAGGCUAGUAUAUUUAAUAAGCUUUUGUAAAAUAUAAAUAUAUAUAUUUCGACACUUUAUAUGUCUUCUUUAAAAGUCCAGUAUUGUGUAUAAUAAUCACAUUUUUUAGCUCUUAAAAUAUCCUGGUUUUCUAUCAGUGUUUUAUGAUGGAAUCCCUACAACUGAUAAGAGUUUUAUCAUGUGAUGGCAAUAUAAUUUGUUAAAAAAGAAAAGAAAUUGCA
Anolis carolinensis (green anole) is the source of this 2699-nucleotide messenger RNA. It is a transcript of the gene angpt2, whose product is annotated as angiopoietin 2. The transcript has 9 exons. Bases 476 to 1966 code for a protein of 496 amino acids. NCBI's taxonomy places the organism in Eukaryota, Metazoa, Chordata, Lepidosauria, Squamata, Anolidae. The record is from RefSeq and is a predicted model, not a curated record. Gene Ontology annotation, molecular function: receptor tyrosine kinase binding. Gene Ontology annotation, biological process: Tie signaling pathway.